Molecule: messenger RNA, 848 nt
Organism: Dichomitus squalens LYAD-421 SS1
Lineage: Eukaryota; Fungi; Basidiomycota; Agaricomycetes; Polyporales; Polyporaceae
Product: NAD(P)-binding protein
Exons: 3
Coding region: 1-654 (217 amino acids)
Source: RefSeq, a predicted model, not a curated record
AUGCAUAUCUUGAUCCUAGGCGGUACCGGACCUAGCGGGAUCGAGCUAAUUCAGCAGGCCUUGGAAGUAAACCACACAGUCGUCGUCUAUGCUCGGUCGCCCCAGAAACUUCCCGCCCACAUUUCCUCUAGUCCUUCCGUCACCGUGGUGGCAGGAGACCUGACGGACAGAGAGAAGCUCUCUGCAGCGAUGCAAGGGGUCCAAGCUGUCCUCUCUGUUCUUGGCCCAGGUCCAUCGCAUCCCAGCAAUACCCCGCUCGCCCAAGCGUACCAGCUCAUCAUAGAAUCGAUGAAGCAACAGAACGUCAAGCGCCUUAUCGCAGUGGGCACCCCGAGCAUGAAGGAUGAACACGAUCAUUUUAGCUUGAUCAUGCUCGCCAUGAUCACCGUCGUCGCUACGUUCGUUCGUAAUGCAUACAAGGAUGUCGUGGCUAUCGGGCAGACCAUUCGGGCCGCUGACCCUGAGGAGCUCGUGUGGACCAUCGCGCGAGUACCAAUCCUGAACGACAACGAGGACAGAUCUGUGCUUGCAGGGUACGUAGGAGACGGGAAGGUUGGGACCAAGCUAGCUCGCCAAGCGCUCGCGGCGUUCGUCCUGAGAGAGUUGGAGGAAAACCAGUGGACCCUCAAGGCACCUGCCAUCUCUUCCCCUUAGACAAGGCAGAAAACUUGUGUUGAACGUUUUGUGUGUGUAAGGAAAUUCAUGCUAAGUUAUGCGCAAGGCGGAUAUGGAUCCUGGCCAUUCCUGUAGUUCACCGUGCCGAGAUUCGCCAUCGGUUGUCCUUCGCGAUCCGAUGUCUCCCUUCCCGUGUUUCUAGUCUGUGAAUUUUGUCUGUAGCGUUUGAAGGC